AUGGACGAUCGGUCAUCUAAAGGUACAUUGAGGCGCAAUGAUGGCAGUCUGGACAAGGUCCACCCAUCUGAACUACUCGAAUUUGCGACGGUAGCAGACUCUGGGAGGAUUGAGACAGCACCAACAUUCGGGAGCGCCACCAAUCAUGCCACUAAAGAAAGGUUGGAUAGAGGCGACGUUCGGAGAGAGAGCGUCACACGCUCGAACGAUGAUCUCUUCCGCGGUAUGUCGGUCGCUAUACCAGACUUGCGACGACUCUCCGCAGAUGCACGAGCGCAUACCGAAGCCGAGCACAAGAUGACCUUUGUCCAAGGUUGCAGACUGUACCCAAAAGCUAUAGCAUGGUCAGUGUUAUUGUCGGCAACGAUUAUAAUGGAAGGUUUCGAUCUCACCUUGAUCUCCUCUUUCCAGGCCUUCCCGAUUUUCAGGCGAACGUAUGGUGAACCAGCUGACCCCAACGGUCGCAAUCACCAAAUCUCGCCUGCAUGGCAGACUGGACUACAAAAUGGUGCUAUAGCUGGUGAGAUAAUCGGACUCUUUUUGAACGGAUGGAUAACCGAUCGCCUGGGAUACCAGCGCACAAUGCUUGUCACGCUCGUGUGGAUGUGUUUGUUCGUCUUUUUGGCAUUCUUUGCCUUCAAUAUCGAGCUACUGAUGGCCAGCCAAGUCCUUUGCGGGAUACCUUGGGGUAUUUUCCAGACUCUGUCCAUGACCUAUGCAGCUGAGAUUAUGCCUAUAGCCCUGAGGGCAUACCUUCUGGCGAAUGUGAAUAUGUGUUGGUUGAUUGGUCAGAUCACGGCUGUGGGUAUACUUAGAGGCUUCAUCACUCUCCCUACACAAUGGUCUUACCGCAUACCUUUCUCUCUGCAAUGGGCAUUUGCUGUGCCAAUCUUGAUCGGAGUACUCUUCGCUCCCGAUAGUCCUUGGUGGCUAGUUCGACAUGGUCGAUAUGACGCCGCCAAGAAAGCCAUGUUACGCCUAACUUCUCGGAAUGCCGGACAGCAAUUCAAUGUUGACGAGGCAAUAUCCAUGUUGCGACACACGAAUGAGGUGGAAAAAUAUCUCAACACCGAGUCAAUGACAUACCUUGAUUGUUUCAAAGGUGUAAAUCUAAGAAGAACAGAAAUUGCUUGCAUGGUAUGGGCAGCACAGGCAUUAUGUGGUCUAUCCCUCACAGGAUGGGCGGCAUACUAUUACGAACAAGCCGGCUUCGCUGUGGACAACGCUUUCAAUCUCUCCAUCGGAAUGUACGGACUGGGCAUCAUAGGUGGCAUGUUGGCAUGGGCAUUGUUGCCCCGUGUCGGUCGUCGAAGACUCUAUCUUGUCGGACUGAUCGUCAUGCAGCUAAUCUUGAUAGCGUCAGGCACGAUAGGCGCUACACUUGUCGGUAAGAGGGGGUCGUGGGCGGUUGGCACCUUGCUGAUUGUUCUCACCGGCAUCUACGACGUCACAGUCGGCCCAGUAUGCUACGUUCUUGUCGCAGAAAUACCUUCAACCCGACUUCGAGUGAAGACUGUUGUCCUCGCACGUGUUGCCUACAACCUAUUGAGCCUCGUGACCAACAUCUUGACGGCAAGAAUGCUCAAUCCAACAGCUUGGAAUUGGGCAGGGAAAGCGAACUUUGUCUACGCUGGCACAAACUUAAUAUGUUUGAUAUGGUGCUAUUUCAGGCUACCUGAGACUAUGGGGUUGAGCUAUCUUGAGCUGGAUAUUCUGUUCGAGAAGAAGGCUAAGACGAAGAAGUUCAGGGAGUUCCAGGUGAAUCUGGCAAACACAGGUUACUUCAGCUUGACGAGGCCAGAAAGAAGUGGUAGCGUGUGGAGAGGUUAUUGA
Messenger RNA from Lithohypha guttulata, 1833 nucleotides. RefSeq lists its product as uncharacterized. The transcript is spliced from 2 exons. Gene Ontology annotation, cellular component: membrane. The record is from RefSeq and is a predicted model, not a curated record. Gene Ontology annotation, molecular function: carbohydrate:proton symporter activity. Bases 1 to 1833 code for a protein of 610 amino acids. Lineage: Eukaryota; Fungi; Ascomycota; Eurotiomycetes; Chaetothyriales; Trichomeriaceae. Gene Ontology annotation, biological process: carbohydrate transport; transmembrane transport.